AUGGAGGUGGACGGGACGCCGGACCUGACGGACUUCAUGAACGACUGGUUCUUCGGGACCGUCGGCGUGAAGCACAGCGCCGUCGCCGCCGGCUCCCCCGCGUACGACCUCACGGGCGAGAGCAGCAGCAGCAGCAAGAAGAAGCAGUCGUCGGAGAAGAAGCCGCAGAGGGCGGAAAGCGAAGGCGGCCGUAGCGGCGGCGGCGGCAGCAGCAGGGCCAGCAACGCGAGCAAGCAGACGCAGGAGUGGCUGGAGGAGGCCAAGAGGAUGAUGGUCGGGUCCGGGUCGCCGGGGCGGAUGGGCUCGCCGUCCAGGCAGGUGCCCAAGUUCGCCGGCGGCAACGGCACGGAGCCCUCGCCGGCGCUCGACCGCCGGGACCCCAUGUCACGUUCCGCGAGAAGGCACCGGCAGCCGGGCGGCAUCGGCGACGAGAUCCUGCAGCGGGCGUCCAUUAUCUCCUCGCCCCCGCGCUCCGACACCUCCACCCCGUCGGCGCCGCCGUCCCCUUCCCCGUCCCUGCCGCCGAACCCGCACUCGUCCCGCCGCAAGUCCCGCUUCCACGGCCCCUCCGGCCCGGACCCAUCCGCCUCCCUCCGCCGCACAACCUCCUCGGCGUCCAACUCUCCACCCUCCGCCUCCGCGCCCCCGCGCCCCGUGCACCACCGCCGCCACGCGUCCGCCUCUGGCUCCCCCGCCGUCGACGGUUUCGACGACGGCGUCGCCCGCCUCAACGCCUUCCUCCGCCGCCAGCGCGCCGCCCUCGCCGACCAGUCCUCCGGGGACCGCUCCUCCCGCUCGAGGUCCACGAAGCUCGUGCUCUCCGACGCCUCCAAAAGUGUGAGCUCGAUCGUGGCGGCGAUAUGCUACGCGUGGAUGCAGUCGAGCAAGGGGGACGGCCACGCGGCGGCGGUGCCGGUGGUGAACAUGCGCCGGAGCAGGAUGACGGGGUGCAGGCAGGCGGCCUGGCUCCUCUACCACGUCGGGGUCGACGCCUCGGCCCUGCUCUUCGCCGACGAGGUUGAUAUGGAGGGAUUAAUAAUGGAUCAGCGGGCCAGCUUGGUGGUGGUGGGGCAAGAUGUUUUGAGAUCAAACGGUGAGGCGGGCUCAGUUUGCACACUCCUCGCCAAUGACCAUUCUGAAGAAGCUUAUGCCCUACUUCAGAGCCUGGACAUAAAGAAACUUCUGCUUGCAGGUAUCCUGUUAGAUACGAACAACCUUUCCAAGAUGUGCUCAGACAAAGAUUCAGAGGCGGUGCGAUCGCUCUUGCUCGGUUCCUCUGAGCAUAAACGGCAUGAAUUGUUUCAACAAUUGAUGCUUGAUCACAAUGAGCAUUCUUUCGUGGAGUUCUUGAAGAACACCUACAGAAAGUCAUCCACAGAUGGUGCUGGGGACAGUCCUCCAGAGCAAAAGAAUUCAGUUUCAGGGGCAUCCCAAGAUGCUAAAAAGUCCAAUUCAGCUAACCAGAAACCAGCACGUGGAAAUAGUGGAAAGCCUUCAGAGGAAGCUCCUCAGGGGAAAAACAAAUUUUCCUUGGCAAAAUUUUUUGGUUUUGGCCGAAAAUAA
Triticum turgidum subsp. durum (durum wheat) is the source of this 1563-nucleotide messenger RNA. The record is from the annotation of a GenBank genome assembly. Lineage: Eukaryota; Viridiplantae; Streptophyta; Magnoliopsida; Poales; Poaceae.